AAUUUACCCUGGGGACUCGAGUCUUGAAAGCAACGGCUCAGAUCAGCCCACCAGGAAUUACAAUGAAGCCGCACAGAAAAGAAAACCUGGAGAUCAGCCUUCGAGAAAACAUCGAUCUCAGAAACAAAUGAAAUACGAAGCAGGGCAGAGUGACCAGCACGUGCAAUACCAGACAAAACAAGUCGCAUCUUAUGGGUAUCACCAACACCAGCAGCAACAAAUACCCAGCGAUCGCCAAAAAAUUGGUUUCCAGCCGAUCACCAAAGACGCAACUACCGUCCCAGGCGAUGGAAAACCUCGAUUUCCCGAAUCCGAAGUAGAGACAAAGCAACAUAAAAAUGUUCCAGCGGCAACGCAGGAAGAAGUACAACACAAAAUGUACAGUAAACAGCGGCCCCAAGAACAAUUCCGGAAUGUUAUGUCUCCUGCAACUCCGCGUUCUACGGACAACGUGCAAGGCUCCAGGUAGUCUUGUCAGCAACUCCAAUUGCGAGGAAAGCGCACCAAAAAGGCAAGAAAUGCACGCACCAAAACUACCUGCACUGCAAACUCAAGAAAAUCGGGCGUCGAAGGUCAAAUACUUCUCGGAACAUCGGGAGGGUUCGGCUUUUAUGGCGAUCAAAAACUUACUUCCUUCUGUGAAAAAGCUAUCCCUUAACCCAAGCUUCAGAUUGCUGAAGCUUGGCAAGCUCAGACUGCAAAACGAAACCUCCGGCGUCUCUCCCGCAUCCGUGAAGAACUCUGCCAGUUUCAGGUUGUCGGCCGACGACAAAUUGCAGUCGAGCAGCAGCAACAGCUCCAUGAUUUCCGCAAAUCGGGUUUUCCGACCACCGUCCCUUUUUUCAGACUCUCGGGAGCUGUCGGAAGCUGAAUGUGACCGAUACGAAGCGACGAAUUACGGGUCUGAGCAGUCGUACAUUUUGCAUGAAAAUGAGCUGCACAAUGGGAUACCACCAUUGUAUGGUGAGUCUAAGCAUUACGGUUCAGUGAUAAAAGAAAUAAAAUAUGUAGCUGUGACAACAGAUAAACUUCUUGACGCCUCGGUAGAAGAUGACAACUACGGCGUUGUGGCAGCAGAUGGAAAUGUUUCAAAGACGACUGAUAAAAUCUACGGAGCUGUACUGAAAGAUGAAAACUCCCACAGUCUGAUAACAGAUAAAAACUACAUUGCACUGGCCAUGGAUGAAAGCUACGACGGUGCUGGGUCCAUAGCACAGCACCACAAGAAAGUAAGCAAGGUUCAUAAAGAUCUCGUGCCAGAGUUGGAUAGUGGGAGCGGAAGAGUAGAAGAGUUGAUGGUUUUUACAAACAAGAUAUACGAGCAGCGAGACGCAAAUGAGGGGAGUGUUUAUACGGGUUCAUAUCACGGAAUCGACCACGCCAUCGCAUCCGAAUCCGAGAAGAGCACCUACUCAAUCAAUGUUUAAUUAAUUAUCAUCAUUUGCAUGAUGAAUAGUGAGGAUUUUACACCUAUUUGAUUGACAUUUUGGUUCCGAUAUCUUUUCAUUUAUGAAAUGUCUUGUCGAAUUUAGCGAGAAAUAGCUGAUAUCUAUUAUUCAAUGUAUUGAAAUAAAUUGUACAGUAAAUAAUGUUUCAACGAUCUGUGCAGUGUGCAUAUUCCAGCCCAGCUAGCUGUCGAGUUGUACAUUAAUUAUUAAUAUUUGAAAAACGGGAACAAGGACGCCGUCGACGUCGAGUAGAACGGUAAGAAAGCCGGAUAGUUAUAAGCAGCAUACAUGGUGCAAUGAGUUACGGGUUCAAACCUUGUCUACUGGGGAAAAUUUUGCGAUAUCCAUAAUCAGUGACAGGCCACACUUGAGAUAAUCUUCGAUGCGACACCACUGUAGACUCUACAAAUUUUUUGCUGUUAGCCCGUUGGGUAAAAAAUUUAUCAAUAGGGGGUUUAAUUAAAUUAAAGCUGUUGUCGCUUAAAUCAUUGUUGUUGUCGCUUAAAUUAUUUUGUCGCUUAAAUCAUUCUUUUUGCACAACGACACCCUGUGACAAUAAUACAGUGUUAUCUAUUUGAAAAAAUUUUAGAUUAGAAACCAAUUAACGCAGAACAAUAAUAUCAAAGGCCCCAUUUACAGUAUAACAUAAAUAAGGUUGAUAUGGUACGAUUACAAUUGUUAUUAAACCUCAUCACCAUCAAUGCUCAUUCUAUGAUCAUUAUAAAUUAAAAUUCCCAAUGGCUG
This is a messenger RNA of Hyalella azteca, 2192 nucleotides long. RefSeq lists its product as uncharacterized. The transcript has 2 exons. NCBI's taxonomy places the organism in Eukaryota, Metazoa, Arthropoda, Malacostraca, Amphipoda, Hyalellidae. The record is from RefSeq and is a predicted model, not a curated record. Bases 339 to 1427 code for a protein of 362 amino acids.